Indicator indicator is the source of this 1743-nucleotide messenger RNA. Its product is annotated as F-box/LRR-repeat protein 21-like. Gene Ontology annotation, molecular function: protein binding. Gene Ontology annotation, cellular component: SCF ubiquitin ligase complex; nucleus; cytosol. NCBI's taxonomy places the organism in Eukaryota, Metazoa, Chordata, Aves, Piciformes, Indicatoridae. Bases 7 to 1317 code for a protein of 436 amino acids. Gene Ontology annotation, biological process: regulation of cell cycle; G2/M transition of mitotic cell cycle; SCF-dependent proteasomal ubiquitin-dependent protein catabolic process. The record is from RefSeq and is a predicted model, not a curated record. The transcript is spliced from 4 exons.
UCCACCAUGAAGAGAGCUAGGCAGAAACCUGUGGUGAAAAAUGAAGCUCCCCAAACAUCACAGAAAAGCAAAAAACAGAAAACUGGUUUAUAUGGCUCAGUGCUUGGUGGCUCUGCCUUGCACAGCUCUCUGGACUGGGGCAGCCUCCCACACCAUGUCAUCCUGCGCGUUUUCCAGUUCCUGCCCUUAGUCGACCGAGCCAGGGCUUCUUCUGUCUGUCGAAGGUGGAAUGAGGUUUUCCACAUCCCAGAUCUCUGGAGGAGAUUUGAAUUUGAGCUGAACCAGCCAGCUACUUCUUACUUAAAGUCUACACAUCCUGAUCUCAUUCAGCAGAUUAUCAAGAGGCACGCGGAUCAUCUGCAGUACGUCAGCUUCAAGGUUGAUAGCAGUACUGAGUCAGCAGAAGCAGCCUGUGACAUCCUUUCUCAGUUGGUAAACUGUUCCAUCAAGACACUGGGUUUGAUUUCUACAGCAAAACCAAGCUUCAUGAAUGUCUCCAAGGCUCAUUUUGCUUCAGCACUGACAGUAGUUUUUGUGAACUCCAAGUCACUAUCAUCCAUCAAGGUAGAUGACACACCACUGGAUGAUCCUUCCUUGAAGGUUCUGGUUGCUAACAACAGUGAUACUCUGAAACUGCUGAAAAUGAGCAGCUGUCCUCAUGUGUCACCUGCUGGAAUCCUCUGUGUUGCUGACCAGUGCCACGGGCUGAAGGAGCUGGCUCUGAACUACUACAUCUUGAGCGACGAGCUGCUGCUGGCCCUCUCCAGUGAGAAGCACGUGGACUUGGAGCACCUGCGCAUCGACGUGGUGAGUGAGAACCCCGGGCAGGUGCAGUUCCACACCAUCAAAAAGCAGAGCUGGGAUGCGCUGCUGAGGCACUCCCCCAAAGUCAGCAUCGUGAUGUACUUCUUCCUGUACGAGGAGGAGUUCGAUGCCUUCUUCCGGGAGGAGACGCCGGUGACGCACCUGUACUUCGGGCGGGCGGUGAGCAAGGCCAUGCUGGGCCGCAUCGGCCUGCACUGCCCCCGCCUGGUGGAGCUGGUGGUGUGCGCCAACGGCCUGCAGCCGCUCGACGAGGAGCUGCUGCGCAUCGCCCAGCGCUGCAAGCACCUCACCGCCAUGGGGCUGGGCGAGUGCGAGGUCACCUGCAGGGGCUUCCUGGAGUUCGUGAAGAUGUGUGGGGGCAGGCUCACCCAGCUCUCCAUCAUGGAGGAGGUGCUCAUCCCGGACAGCGACUACACCUUGGACCGGCUUCGCCUGGAAGUCUCCCAGCACCUGGGCAGGAUGUGGUUCCCUGACAUGAUGCCGACGUGGUGACCCUGCAGACCCCGUGAUGAGCUGCUCAGGGUGUCGCUUUCUAUGCAAAUAAAGAGCUUGAAAAUGCAACGUGAAGACUUCUUUCCAGAUCUCUGGUUUUCCACCUUGAGGAUGUAAUAGCAAAGUCAUUCUAGAAUGUUAAGGGUGUGCUGAACCAGAAGACACCUGGAGUGUGCCUCACACUUCUGCCAGGAUGUCUGUGGUUUACAGGUGCUUCAAACUUCAGUGAACUUGGGCUCCUCUGAGCUUCAGCUUCAAUGUUCCAUGCACAUUAACGUUUGGGGGACUUUCAUGUCUCUGUUCAGUCUUUUGACGUAGUCAGAAGGGGGCUAGAGAAAUUUUUCCUUUAGCAGAUCCAUCUCUAUAGGAAGCUGGAUACACCUUGGAAUUCCGUAUUAUUUUUCAGGAUGUUUUUUUGUGCAGCUA